AAUAGAUAUUCUAAGCAACUCUGAUCUAAAAGGACGGUCAUCAAUUUCCCUGCCGGCCGGCUCAUUUUUCUUGAAUUGUUCUACCUUCUCCACUCUCCUUCUUUCUUGGCUGGGCUCCUACUCUUUGGCUCUUCAUCUCAGACUGUCAGGGUGAAUUUCACUUUUGAAUAAUACUGAAAAGUAAUCAUGUUCCAGUGGAAGAAUAAUUCUUGUAAUAUUGAGGAACAUGAUGCCAUAUUCCAAGAACAGAAGGUAAAUGAGCUUAAAGCCGCAAUCGGAUUGUUAUCAGGCCGAAGUUUAGCAUAUUGCACAGAUGCAUGCAUGAAAAGAUACUUGAAAGCUCGUAAUUGGAAUGUUGCCAAAUCAAAGAAAAUGCUGCAAGGGUCCCUUAUGUGGAGAUCAGCAUAUAAACCAGAGGAAAUUCGCUGGAAUGAAGUUGCUGUUGAGGGUGAAAGUGGGAAAGCUUACAGAGCAGAUUUUCAUGAUCGAGAUGGUAGAACUGUUCUUAUAAUGACACCAGCUAGGCAGAACACGACGUCCCACGACAACCAACUCCGACAUCUUGUUUAUCUGUUAGAGAAUGCCAUUCUGAACCUACCUGAGGACCAAGAACAAAUGGUUUGGUUAAUUGAUUUCACUGGCUGGUCUCUAAGCAAUGCUGUUCCUAUCAGAACAGCUCGAGAAUCAAAUAAUAUAUUGCAAAACCAUUAUCCGGAAAGGCUUGCCACUGCAUUCUUGUACAAUCCACCAAAAAUCUUUGAAGCUUUUUGGAAGAUCGUCAAAUUGUUUCUAGACCCAGUGACCUUCCAGAAGAUCAAAUUCGUCUAUCCCAAGAGUGAAGAAAGUAUGGAUGUCUUCAAACAACACUUUGACAUGGAUACACUUCCAAUACAGUUCGGUGGGAGGAAUGAUACAGAGUAUAAUCAUGAGGAGUUUUCAAGAAUGAUGACAAAAGAUGAUAUUAAAGCAACUACAUUAUGGGAAUUAAAAGAUAAAGCCAGCUAUUGAAGAUUGAACUUCAUGAGAAUUAAAUUCUUGUUAUUAUGAAUAAGCAGAUGCGAGCAAGAUGAAAGUAAUAAAUCGCUCUUGUACUGUAAAAUAUAUAGAGAUUAAGGCUUCGUUUGGGAUGACU
Messenger RNA from Dendrobium catenatum, 1132 nucleotides. Its product is annotated as phosphatidylinositol transfer protein 3-like. NCBI's taxonomy places the organism in Eukaryota, Viridiplantae, Streptophyta, Magnoliopsida, Asparagales, Orchidaceae. Bases 187 to 1008 code for a protein of 273 amino acids. Gene Ontology annotation, molecular function: phosphatidylinositol transfer activity. The transcript is spliced from 6 exons. The record is from RefSeq and is a predicted model, not a curated record.